Pundamilia nyererei is the source of this 1245-nucleotide messenger RNA. It is a transcript of the gene opn4xa, whose product is annotated as opsin 4xa. Gene Ontology annotation, biological process: visual perception; G protein-coupled receptor signaling pathway. Gene Ontology annotation, molecular function: G protein-coupled receptor activity. Bases 10 to 1245 code for a protein of 411 amino acids. Lineage: Eukaryota; Metazoa; Chordata; Actinopteri; Cichliformes; Cichlidae. The record is from RefSeq and is a predicted model, not a curated record. Gene Ontology annotation, cellular component: membrane. The transcript has 8 exons.
GUCACAGAAAUGGAUGUGGAGCGUGGCUUCUAUCAGCUGGUGGAGGUCCAGGACCACGUUCACUACAUCUUUGCUUUCGUUGUUUCUAUGAUUGGAACAGUGGGCGUUACCGGGAACGCCUUGGUCAUGUAUGCCUUUUACUGCAACAAGAAGCUGCGGACGCCCCCCAACUUCUUCAUCAUUAACCUGGCAGUCAGUGACUUCCUCAUGGCAAUUACACAAUCACCCAUCUUCUUUGUCAAUUCCCUUUACAAGGGUUGGAUUUUUGGAGAAACAGGAUGUAAAAUAUAUGCCUUCUGUGGUGCUUUAUUUGGAAUCGCCUCAAUGAUAAACCUUCUGGCCAUCUCUAUAGACCGCUAUGUUGUUAUCACCAAACCUCUGCAGGCAUUACAAUGGACCUCCGCGAGACGCACUUACCUCAUUAUUGCCCUCGUGUGGUUAUAUUCAUUAGCCUGGAGCCUCGCACCACUCUUAGGAUGGAGUUCAUAUAUACCAGAAGGUCUGAUGACCUCGUGCACAUGGGACUAUGUGACCUCCACUCCAGCCAAUAAAAGUUACACUUUGAUGUUGUGCUGCUUCGUAUUCUUCAUCCCUCUUGGCAUUAUAUCCUACUGUUACCUCUGCAUGUUCCUAGCAAUUCGCCAAGCAAGCAGAGAUGUGGAGCAGUUGGGCAAUCAAGUGAGAAAGUCAACACUGAUCCAACAGCACUCCAUCAAAACUGAAUGGAAGCUAGCCAAGAUUGCUUUUGUGGUCAUCAUAGUGUUUGUGCUUUCUUGGUCCCCCUAUGCAUGUGUCACCCUCAUAGCAUGGGCUGGAUAUGGAGGCAUUCUCAGCCCUUAUUCCAAAGCCGUCCCAGCUGUUAUAGCCAAGUCAUCAGCCAUAUACAAUCCUGUAAUCUAUGCCAUAAUUCACUCAAAAUACAGGAUCACCCUUGCAGAAAAAGUACCUUGCUUGCACUUCCUAGCCCAUGCUCGCAGGAAAGACUGCAUAUCAGUAUCGCUCAGCGAAUCCUCCUUAAGGGACUCCGUGCUGAGUAAACAGUCAUCAGACUCCAAGCUGCACACAGUUUCCUCCAUUACAACAACUGACACGCAUGUUUGGAAUGAUGUGGAGCUGAAUCCUAUUGAUCAGAGUCAUACUUUGGGAUCCAGCUAUUCCCUUGGAACUCUGCGGGAUAGAGAGUGUCAGUCAUUGACUAAACACACAAAAAGAAAGAAAAGCCGAAGCCAGGAACAGCUAAGGUAG